Saccharomycopsis crataegensis is the source of this 471-nucleotide messenger RNA. RefSeq names its product SRPBCC domain-containing protein. Bases 1 to 471 code for a protein of 156 amino acids. The transcript has a single exon. NCBI's taxonomy places the organism in Eukaryota, Fungi, Ascomycota, Saccharomycetes, Ascoideales, Saccharomycopsidaceae. The record is from RefSeq and is a predicted model, not a curated record.
AUGGUGUGCGAAUUCGAACUUAGCAAAGCUACUGAGAUCAAUGCCUCUCCGUCUGUUGUUCGUGAUGCCCUUUUAAACUUCUCAGACUUGCCAAAUUGGAGUCAGUUUAUCAAGUCAAUCGAGGUCACAAAUGCCCCUGAAUCAAAUACCGACGCCAAGCCAGAUAAAGGUCCAUUGGUGGGGAGUGGAUUAAAAGUAGAGAUCACUGGGAUGACUUUCUAUCCUGUUGUGGUGAGCAACACUCCCGAAAAAUUCUCAUGGCAUGGGAAGCUCUUAGGUGAUUGGUUCUUUGGCGGUACUCAUUUCUUUAAGUUUGAAGAAUUGCCAGAAGGUAAAUGUAAACUUACCCACGGUGAAUCCUUUAAAGGUGUUUUGUUUCCAUUGUACAAUAAACUUAAAGGUGCUGAAUUGUCAAAUGCAUUCGGGUUAUUCAAUGAUGCUAUCAAGAAAAAGGUUGAAGCAGACCAGUGA